AUGUUCCAUGUGCGGGAUACUAUACGUCAGUAUAUCACAUCUCGUAACAUCAUUAUUGUAUUAAAGAUUGCAACAAAACAACAACCACUGCGAACAUGUGCAGCUCCCGCACCACCACAAACUCCCAAUAAAACGGCAAUAGAAACUUUCAAAGAGAAAACACCGGAACAUUCUCUAAAGGCACCGACACAAUCAGAUGUAACCGUUAAAAUGAUUUCCUUGCAAGCGACACAACCUGAUACAGCAAAACGGGAAAAUAAAGGUGAGAAAUUGUGGAUUAAUAAAACACAAUCAGAAACGGACUUCGAAGAUAUAUCGUUAGUAACAUCAAUAAUGAUCGAUAAAACGCAAGCAAGCAUUUCACAGCGAGUAGAUGACAGUGCUGAUACCGGUGAAUAUGUGGAUGAUCUUCCGGAAGAACACGAACAAAGUAGUAGUGAAUAA
This is a messenger RNA of Acanthocheilonema viteae, 444 nucleotides long. Lineage: Eukaryota; Metazoa; Nematoda; Chromadorea; Rhabditida; Onchocercidae. The record is from the annotation of a GenBank genome assembly.